CUUGCUUCGGUCAUCCCUGAUAUAAAUAGUAGCUGCUUGUUGUGAAGCACUGCUUUCAUUAAAUCAACCACUCUCCAAUUACACCUGGUGUUCGGUCAAGGUCACCACCCGACAACAUUUCGCAUCUUUCAUCAGGUCGAUCGAUUCCCAAGUCCGAUAAUCACCAUGGCUGACGAAACCGUCAACAUUGCUCCCAAUGAGAAGGAGACCAACGGUGUCCAGCAGCAGACGGCGGUCCCGCGCCAGGGCUUCACACACAACCACCACAACGACUUCAAUGAGAUGACCAUUGGCCAGUAUGCCCAGGCUUUUGGUGGUGCUCUCCAGCCCGGUGCUUGGAGGCCAUAUGAGCACCGCAAGCUCGCCAACCCCGCCCCUCUGGGUCUUUCUGCCUUCGCUUUGACUACCUUUGUCCUAUCCGCCGUCAACAUGCACGCUCGAGGAGUCUCGGCCCCCAAUGUCGUUGUGUCUCUCGCCUUUGGUUAUGGCGGUCUUGUUCAGCUGCUUGCUGGCAUGUGGGAGGUUGCUGCCGGUAACACCUUCGGUGCUACUGCUCUGGGCUCAUAUGGUGGUUUCUGGAUCUCAUACGGUAUUCUCUUGACCCCCGAAUGGGGUAUCACGGCUCCUGAUGGUCCGUACGAGGGCAACGUUGCUAGCGUGCUUGGCUUCUUCCUGACUGGCUGGUUCAUUUUCACCACUGUGCUUCUGCUCUGCACCCUGCGAUCCACUGUUGCUUUCUUCCUCCUCUUCUUCUUUCUUGACCUGGCCUUCUUCUUCCUCGCCAUGGAGCAAUACGCUGCCGACUUGGGCAACGCGACCGCUUCCCUGGCUUUGCAGAAGACUGGUGGUCUCUUUGGUUUCUUGGCUGCUUUCGCGGCUUGGUACAAUGCCUUGGCCGGUAUCCAGGACAGCAGCAACUCCUUCUUCCAGGUUCCCGUCAUCCACUUCCCCUGGUCCGAGGCCGCUCGUGAGCGCCGUGCCAGCAAGUCUGAGCGUGCUCAGGCAUAAAUUUCGUCUUAGGAAGUGUGAUCUGUUCUUGGUUAUGAUGAGCGAUGCUGGAAAAGGAAUGAUACCUGAGUGAAGCGAGCGCGCGGUUCCUAGCGGGCUGGGCUGCGAGUAGGAAUGAAUACAACUGGGCCUUUUUUCUUUUUUUUUUUUUUU
Molecule: messenger RNA, 1161 nt
Organism: Trichoderma harzianum CBS 226.95
Lineage: Eukaryota; Fungi; Ascomycota; Sordariomycetes; Hypocreales; Hypocreaceae
Exons: 3
Coding region: 166-1008 (280 amino acids)
Cellular component (GO): plasma membrane
Molecular function (GO): acetate transmembrane transporter activity
Source: RefSeq, a predicted model, not a curated record